Messenger RNA from Oryzias latipes (Japanese medaka), 1172 nucleotides. It is a transcript of the gene lsm4, whose product is annotated as LSM4 homolog, U6 small nuclear RNA and mRNA degradation associated. Gene Ontology annotation, molecular function: RNA binding. Gene Ontology annotation, biological process: nuclear-transcribed mRNA catabolic process; mRNA splicing, via spliceosome. The record is from RefSeq and is a predicted model, not a curated record. Lineage: Eukaryota; Metazoa; Chordata; Actinopteri; Beloniformes; Adrianichthyidae.
UGCGCUAGGGGGCAGUCAUGUUUUAAUAAGACGUGGCACCGAGUACGUAGAAAACGAAGAAGAGUCUGCGAGUAAAAAUCGUGUUGCUAAUCUAAGGCAGCACAAACAUAACCUACCAGAAUGCUUCCCUUGUCCCUUUUGAAGACGGCCCAGAACCAUCCUAUGCUGGUUGAACUGAAGAAUGGAGAAACCUACAACGGUCAUCUGGUUAGCUGUGACAACUGGAUGAACAUCAACUUGAGAGAAGUCAUCUGCACAUCCAGGGAUGGUGAUAAGUUUUGGAGGAUGCCAGAGUGCUACAUCAGGGGAAGUACCAUCAAGUAUCUGCGAAUUCCAGAUGAGAUUAUUGACAUGGUGAAGGAUGAGGUGGUUUCUAAGGGUCGUGGACGUGGAGGUGCCCAGCAGAAUAAGCAGCAGGGUAAAGGAAGAGGCGGAGCCGGCCGAGGUGUGUUUGGCAGCCGCGGCAGAGGGAUGUCAGGUCCUGGUCGAGGCCAGCAGCCACAGCAGCCGGAUAAAAAACCAAGCAAACAGCAGGGAAUGAAGAACCAGCACUGAUGUGAUGUCAUGGAUCUUUCACAUCACAUUAACUGUUAUUUUUGUUUCAGUACUUGUGGAUAAUUUAACUCUCAGCUCCUUUUUUUGCUGAUAUGUGAUAUGUAAGAGAACCAAUCGCUGCAAAAGGUCACUGAGAUGUUCAAAAGAGGCAGUGGUUUUGCACUGAGUUUUCUUUUUAGGUUUUUAAGAAUAACCAUGUUUGUGUAAAACCCAAGAGCUGAUACUUUUUCUUUUUUUCUUUUCUUUCAAGAAGAAUAUUUUGUCAUGAAAACCCCUUUUUAGUCACAAAAGUAAUCUGUUGGUACAAUUGGAAGUGUCAAAUUGUUUAUAUUUGGAUGUCUUUUUCUUUAGGGGUAGAUUUCAUGAUAGACAAUAUUCCAGCCCCAGAAUUCUCUUCAUUUCUAUUCUAGUUGUUGAGUGACAUGGUUGGUGUGGGUUUGUUUCUGUCUUUCACUCCUCAUUAGCCAAUCUAAGCUGAUAGUCAGCUGACAUCCAGUCACAGAUAAGUGACACGAUUUGACCAUAAGAAUUUUUGUUUGAAAAACUCUUUAUUUUUAUAGUGAUGAAUAUUAUUGUAAUGACAUGAGAAACAAUAAAGCAGUUUUUGUUAAAGACCA